AUAAAUCAAUCAACGGUAGGCUUCACUAAACUUGAACCGCUGCCUAUGAUGUCACAACAGUCGUGGGUAGAACGCGGGUUAGAAUUAUAAGACGGAUUAGAAACUUCGACUGGAAAUCCUUUUAAGUUGCUCGUUAUACCUGUGUAUUUGUGUCGUGUAUGCUUUAAUUUGUUCUUCCCUUUUAUUAGUCGCUAUGGACGUGCGUCUCUCGUGUCCUCUCGUCAGAUUCCUGUACUGAGUCGCCGCCGCUCUCGUCUGCGCACGCGCAGCAGCUCAGCGCCUCAUCCUCACAUCACAUCCAGGAGUUGUUAGCGCUGCUUUUUCUCUGAACUGCUGUACAACGUGGACCUACUGUCACCACCAGGGCCACCACACAUACAAGGACCGGACCGAGCUCCCAUUCGGACCCACCCGGGACCAGCAACAGCGCAGAUCCCAGUUCAGCUGUGUGGGCUUCUCCUGUCCCCUGAGGCCCGGCUGACCUCCAGCAGCGGCACAUCCACCCUUUUUCUUCCUCACCUUCAUCCUUGUGAGCAGACAUGCCUCCUCCGUUGGGUGGUCCUGCAGGUUACACACCACCUGAAGGUGGCUGGGGCUGGGCAGUGGUGGUUGGGGCCUUCAUCUCCAUUGGCUUCUCCUAUGCCUUUCCCAAAUCCAUCACGGUGUUCUUCAAGGACAUAGAGGUCAUCUUCGAUUCCACACCCAGUCAGGUGUCCUGGAUCUCCUCCAUCAUGCUCGCUGUCAUGUACGCUGGAGGCCCAAUCAGCAGCAUCCUUGUGAACAGAUUUGGCAGUCGUCCAAUCAUCAUAGCCGGUGGUUGCCUGGCAGGGUCUGGAUUGGUCGCUGCUUCCUUCUGCAACACAGUGCAGCAGCUGUACUUCUUCAUAGGAGUGGUGGGGGGUUUGGGACUGGCAUUCAACUUGAACCCAGCCCUCACUAUGAUUGGCAAAUAUUUCUACAAGCGCCGGCCCAUCGCUAAUGGCAUAGCUAUGGCUGGCAGCCCUGUGUUUCUGUCCACCUUGGCUCCGCUCAACUCCUGGCUCUAUGAUAGGUUUGGAUGGAGGGGCAGCUUCCUUAUUUUGGGCGGACUUCUGCUAAACUGCUGUGUGGCCGGUUCCCUGAUGCGUCCCAUUGGACCCAAACCUCAGCCAGUAAAGGCGGAUGCAGAGACGGGUGACGUGAAGGGAGCCAACGCAGCACAGCCGCAGCAGAAGAAGACCGUCUUCCAGACCAUCAACUCCUUCAUCGACCUGACGCUGUUCAAACACCGUGGCUUCCUGCUGUACCUGUUGGGGAACGUUAUCAUGUUCUUUGGCCUCUUCGCUCCGCUCGUCUUCCUCUCCAAUUUUGCCAAGAGUAAAGACAUCAGCAAAGAGAAGGCGGCCUUCCUUCUGUCGGUGCUGGCCUUUGUCGACAUGUUCGCCCGGCCGUCCAUGGGUCUUCUGGCUAACACCAAGUGGGUGCGGCCCAGGGUGCAGUACUUCUUUGCCGGUGCCAUCCUUUACAACGGCGUGUGUCACGUGCUGGCUCCACUGUCAGUGGAUUACACCGGCUUCGUGAUCUACUCCAUAUUCUUUGGUUUUGCCUUUGGCUGGCUGAGCUCAGUGUUGUUCGAGACCCUGAUGGACCUGGUGGGGGCUCAGAGGUUUUCUUCAGCUGUGGGUUUGGUCACUAUAGUGGAGUGUGCACCCGUGCUGCUGGGUCCACCAGUAACAGGAAUGUUCUAUAACUCCUACCAAUCCUACACCUACACCUACCUGACCUGUGGCAUCAUUCUGAUAAUCUCCAGCAUCUUCCUCUUCGUGGGCAUGGGCAUCAACUAUCGCAUGCUGGACAAAGAGAGGAAAGAGGAGGAGAGAAGAGAAAAGGAGGAGCCCAAAGAGGAGUGCGCCGCCAUGUUGGCUCCUCCCUCUUCAUCGAAGUUGACUGAUGACGUGGGCCAGGGAAAUGAAGAGGUCAAACUAGAGGAUGUGGCGAAGAUGGACGAAGACGCCGUGUAGAUUUAAGGAGAGACUUGUGUAGAGCGCACACUUCCGUUCACAGAUAACAAGAUAAACGUCACAGUUAGUUUGAACAACCACACACACGCAGAAGAAACACAGCAGAGUAAGAAUUCUCUUCACAAAAACCUCUGAAGCCACAAAUACUGAUAUGUUUUUUUUUUCUUGAAAACGCUGCCAAAACGCAGCCCUUCACUGCACUGAGACCCCUCACUCUGACGUGCCUAUGACAGAACCUCACAAGAACACACA
Cynoglossus semilaevis (tongue sole) is the source of this 2252-nucleotide messenger RNA. Its product is annotated as monocarboxylate transporter 1-like. The transcript is spliced from 5 exons. Gene Ontology annotation, biological process: plasma membrane lactate transport. Bases 540 to 2000 code for a protein of 486 amino acids. The record is from RefSeq and is a predicted model, not a curated record. Gene Ontology annotation, cellular component: basolateral plasma membrane. Gene Ontology annotation, molecular function: lactate:proton symporter activity. NCBI's taxonomy places the organism in Eukaryota, Metazoa, Chordata, Actinopteri, Pleuronectiformes, Cynoglossidae.